Caenorhabditis remanei is the source of this 510-nucleotide messenger RNA. RefSeq lists its product as uncharacterized. The coding region runs from base 1 to 510 and encodes 169 amino acids. The record is from RefSeq and is a predicted model, not a curated record. Lineage: Eukaryota; Metazoa; Nematoda; Chromadorea; Rhabditida; Rhabditidae. The transcript is spliced from 4 exons.
AUGAGACUACUUCUUCUGUUGGCCCUUGUCGCCUUUACGUCUGCAGCCCUUUUCCAUCAUCAUCACAACAAGAGGAGGAUAUAUCCAAGACAUAAAGUCAGAGAACCAAGUCGCUAUCCAAUUCGUGUCAGAUCUGAAAGGAAAGCUGAGGAAUGCCAGAAGCACGAGCAUCACUUGAUCUGCGGACCAGAAAGACACUGCGAUCGGACUUGCGAAAAUCUCUUCAGCCCACCUCAUUGCGAGAAUCAUCUCCAUCACGCGAAAUGUUUCUUCCCUCGAUGUGUUUGUAAUGAUGGAUAUGUCAGGGACGAGAAUGGUCUCUGUAUCCGACCUUCCCACUGUCCAAACACAUACUUCGAAGCCUCGUCAAUGCUGAUCCAAGAUGAUGACAAUGAUAUGAUGAUCCAGUUUGAGCCCGUGAAGUUUGCCAGAAUUGGAAGACACAAGGUCCUUCGACUUUCGAAGAAAUCCAGAGUUCACCGUCCAUCUGAGUUGUCUAUUCGAAUCUAG